GCUAUUUGUUACCGAAUAGAGAUUAGCAAUGCACGUCGUGCCAUCGUAGCUAGAUGCACUCCGCUCAUGGAGACUAGACGUGGAGCACGCCCUGUGUUCUCUCGAGUACGAUCCAACGACCACUGCCAGACAGGAUUGGGACUAUUUCCCAACAGCUCGACACACAGUUCCAACUUGAAGCGCUUGCUUUUAACGUUCCUAGACCACACCUUUAAACACCUUCUGCCUGUCAUAGCUAGUACGAAGCUCAGCAAAAACCACCCUAAUCGACACAAGCUACACCGGCAAGCACUUAGAGGACCACACUGUGAGCACAGUUGUGUAAGUAGCCUUCAUCUUUCUUUGCACUGACGAGUACGUCUUCGAUUCCACCAACAUAGAGUUUGUUAUAUUACUUACAAUCACAACCUACUCCUACACCUAGUAGUACCCGUAUUUCUGAUCGAAAUUAGACGCACUCAAAACUACCUGUUAAUUUUUCCUACUAUUUCCUCCGUCCUUGUCUACAACGAAAAGCGAAGAAAUUGACUCCGAGGUUGUUCUCGUCGUGCAGUAUAGUAAAUUUCUACCCGAAACAAAAAUGGCCCCGUCUGUAUUUACGAAGUUGGCAGCCGCUGGCGCCGUUGCCGGCAGCUCGGUGCUUUUCUCCUCGUUGCUGAACCUGACGUCGACUGAAGUGAGCCUCGUUUCGGCGGUGCGGGUUCAAGCGUCUUCUUCGGCGGAGUCGCGUGGUCGGUCCGCCUCGCCGGAUC
Amoebophrya sp. A120 is the source of this 752-nucleotide messenger RNA. Lineage: Eukaryota; Dinophyceae; Syndiniales; Amoebophryaceae. The record is from the annotation of a GenBank genome assembly.